AUGAGUCAGCCACCGACCGGGGGCGCUGCCCCUGCUGCAAUCUCAGCUUCGGUGGCCGCCGCCACCGAGGCUCGCCUGCACCCGGAGGGCAGCAGCCGAAAGCAGCAGCGAGCUCAGUCACCUGCGAGACCCCGGGACAAUUCCCUCCGACAGACAGCCGGGGCCACGCGGUCUCCCGUGGGGGCCGGCACAAAACUCAAUUCUGUCCGGCAGCAGCAGCUGCAGCUGCAACAGGGGAACAAGAACCCCAGCCGCGCGGCGCCGCCAGCCGGCUCCAGGACGGGCGGGGGCGGGGCGGAGAAGGCGACGCCCCUGGCGCCCAAAGGAGCCGCUCCGGGAGCUGUCCAGCCCGCGGCUGGUGCUGAAGCGGCCCCCGCCGCGACCCCGCCUUCUGCGGGCGGCAGGAGGACCGGGCCGCAGGAAGACUCACCCCGGGGGAUAGACUCAGUACCCUCCAAACUCGGGGAACCCCUUCCGCUCGGGGAAGGAGGAGGAGGGGGUGGGGAAGGGGGCGGAGCCGGCGGCGGCUCCCGGGAAAGGGAGGGGGGCGCUCCGCAGCUGCCGCCGCCCAGGGGCUGGCGAGGGAAAGGCGCCCGCGCUCCGCAGAGGGGCGGCAGCGGCGGGGAGGGGGGCUCCCCGUCUCCAUCCACCUCUGCCGGGAGCAAAACCCCGGGCCCCAGCGGGAGAAACUCCGGAAGCGGCGUGGCCGGGGGCGGCGGCGGGGGAGGGGGCUACUGGAAAGAAGGAUGUCUGCAGUCUGAGCUCAUCCAGUUCCAUCUCAAGAAGGAGCGCGCGGCGGCGGCGGCGGCGGCGGCGGCCGCGGCUCAGAUGCACACCAAGAACGGCGGCGGCGGCGGCAAUCGCGGCUCGCCGGUCGCUGGCUCCCCGGCCAUCUGUGAGCCCCUGACCGUCGUCCCUUCCUCCUCUCCAAUGGCGGCCGCGGCCGAGGGCCCCCCGCAGAACGCAGAGGGCAGCGCCAGCGGCGGAGCCAUGCAGGCGGCGGCGCCCCCUGCAUCGCAGCCGCAGCCGCAGCCGCUUCAGGAGCAAGAGGAGAUGCAAGAGGAGAUGGAGAAGCUGCGAGAGGAGAACGAGACGCUCAAGAACGAGAUUGAUGAGCUGAGAACCGAGAUGGACGAGAUGAGGGAUACUUUCUUCGAAGAGGAUGCCUGUCAGCUGCAGGAAAUGCGCCACGAGUUGGAGAGAGCCAACAAAAAUUGCCGGAUCCUGCAGUACCGCCUCCGCAAGGCCGAGCGCAAACGGCUCCGCUACGCGCAGACCGGGGAGAUCGACGGCGAGCUGCUGCGCAGCCUGGAGCAGGACCUCAAGGUAGCAAAGGAUGUAUCUGUGAGACUUCACCAUGAGUUGGAAAAUGUAGAAGAAAAGAGGACAACAACAGAAGAUGAAAAUGAGAAACUGAGGCAGCAGCUUAUAGAAGUUGAAAUUGCAAAACAAGCCUUACAGAAUGAACUAGAAAAAAUGAAAGAGUUAUCCUUAAAAAGAAGAGGAAGCAAAGACUUGCCAAAAUCUGAGAAAAAGACUCAACAGACUCCCACAGAGGAGGACAAUGAAGAUCUGAAAUGCCAGCUGCAGUUCGUGAAGGAAGAAGCUGCUUUGAUGCGAAAGAAAAUGGCCAAGAUUGAUAAAGAAAAGGACAGAUUCGAACACGAGCUGCAGAAGUACAGAUCUUUUUACGGCGAUCUGGACAGCCCUCUGCCCAAAGGGGAGGCCGGGGGACCUCCCAGCACCAGAGAGGCCGAGCUCAAACUACGGCUGAGGUUGGUGGAGGAAGAAGCCAACAUCCUGGGCCGGAAAAUCGUGGAACUGGAGGUGGAGAACCGAGGGCUGAAGGCCGAGCUGGACGACCUGCGGGGCGAUGACUUCAACGGCUCGGCCAACCCUCUGAUGAGGGAGCAGAGCGAGUCGCUGUCGGAGCUGCGGCAGCACCUGCAGCUGGUGGAGGACGAGACAGAGCUGCUGCGCCGGAACGUGGCCGACCUGGAGGAGCAGAACAAGCGCAUCACGGCCGAGCUGAACAAGUACAAGUACAAGUCCGGCAGCCACGACAGCGCGCGGCACCACGACAACAGCGCCAAGAGCGAGGCGCUGCAGGAGGAGCUGAAGGCGGCGCGCCUGCAGAUCAACGAGCUCAGCGGCAAGGUCAUGCAGCUGCAGUACGAGAACCGCGUGCUCAUGUCCAACAUGCAGCGCUACGACCUGGCCUCGCACCUGGGCAUCCGCGGCAGCCCCCGCGACAGCGACGCCGAGAGCGACGCGGGCAAGAAGGAGAGCGACGACGACUCCCGCCCGCCGCACCGCAAGCGCGAGGGGCCCAUCGGGGGCGAGAGCGACUCGGAGGAGGUGCGCAACAUCCGCUGCCUCACCCCUACCCGCUCCUUCUACCCCGCGCCCGGCGCCUGGCCCAAGAGCUUCUCCGAUCGGCAGCAGAUGAAGGACAUCCGCUCCGAGGCCGAACGCCUGGGCAAAACCAUCGACCGGCUCAUCGCCGACACGAGCACCAUCAUCACCGAGGCGCGCAUCUACGUGGCCAACGGGGACCUGUUCGGACUGAUGGAGGAGGAGGACGACGGCAGCCGCAUCCGCGAGCACGAGCUGCUCUACCGGAUCAACGCGCAGAUGAAGGCCUUCCGCAAGGAGCUGCAGACCUUCAUCGACCGCCUCGAGGUGCCCAAGUCCGCCGACGAGCGCGGCCCCGAGGAGCCCAUAUCCGUGAGUCAGAUGUUCCAGCCUAUCAUUUUGCUUAUUCUCAUUCUUGUAUUAUUUUCAUCGCUUUCGUACACAACAAUAUUUAAACUUGUCUUCCUUUUUACGCUGUUUUUUGUACUGUAAAUCUUUCAUCAUUUACCAUUCAUUGUAGUGUUUUCAGUUUGUUUUAUUUUGUUCAUCCUUCAAGACCAGAAGUAAAAGAAGUAUAAUUUCUGUAGUAAUCAAUGCU
Messenger RNA from Dipodomys spectabilis (banner-tailed kangaroo rat), 2953 nucleotides. RefSeq names its product SOGA family member 3 (gene Mtcl3). Lineage: Eukaryota; Metazoa; Chordata; Mammalia; Rodentia; Heteromyidae. Gene Ontology annotation, biological process: regulation of autophagy. The record is from RefSeq and is a predicted model, not a curated record. The coding region runs from base 1 to 2847 and encodes 948 amino acids. The transcript has 6 exons.